AAAUGAACAAGCCAACAAGGUACAAUUGAGUACAACAUUUGAUUGAUACAAACUAAAGAAUUACAAAAAAAAAUUAACAAACAUGUCUUGGUGGAGUGGAUUCUUUGAGCUGAAGCCUUUACUUCACUUACUACUUCCACUAAGCAUCCAUUGGGUUGCUGAAGAAAUGACUGUUUCUGUUCUUGUUGAUGUUACAACCACUGCUUUAUGUCCUCAACAAUCAACUUGUUCCAAAGCUAUUUACAUUAAUGGCCUUCAAGAAACAAUUGCUGGAAUUUUCAAGAUGGUGGUGCUUCCAAUUUUGGGUCAGCUUUCAGAUGAACAUGGCCGCAAACCUUUACUUCUUGUUACCAUGUCCACCACCAUAAUUCCUUUUGCUUUACUUGCUUGGAAUCAAUCUGAGGAAUUUGUAUAUGCCUACUAUGUGUUUCGCAUAAUUUCGUUUAUAAUCAGUAAAGGGAGUAUUUUCUGCAUCUCUGUCGCGUAUGUGGCAGAUUUUGUCCAUGAAAACAAAAGAGCAGCAGUAUUUAGUUGGAUCACUGGUCUCUUUUCGGCUUCACAUGUUCUUGGGAACGUCUUGGCUCGAUUUCUUCCUCAAAACUACAUUUUUGUGGUUUCAAUAGCACUAUUGAUAUUUUGUCCUGUUUAUAUGCAAUUCUUCCUAGUUGAAACUGUGAAACUGGCUCCAAGAAAGAAUCAAGAGCUAGGCUUCUGCACUAAAGUUGCGAAUGUUGUUAACCGAAGAUACAAAUCCAUGAGGAAUGCCGCGGAAAUAGUAAUCUUCAGUCCUACAUUAAGAGGCAUAACUUUUGUCUCUUUCUUUUAUGAGUUGGGAAUGUCCGGCAUAAGCACCGUUUUGUUGUACUAUUUGAAAGCUGUUUUUGGUUUUAACAAAAAUCAGUUCUCAGAACUUCUGAUGAUGGUCGGAAUCGGUUCAAUAUUUUCUCAGAUUGUGUUACUUCCAAUACUUAAUCCUUUGGUUGGAGAAAAAGUGAUUCUAUGCUCUGCCUUACUUGCAUCAAUAGCAUAUGCAUGGCUUUCGGGACUAGCAUGGGCACCUUGGGUACCAUACUUAAGUGCUUCAUUUGGAAUAAUCUAUGUGCUUGUGAAACCUGCUACAUAUGCUAUUAUUUCAAAAGCAUCAAGCUCAGCCAAUCAGGGAAAAGCACAAACCUUUAUUGCUGGUGCACAAUCUAUAUCUGAUUUACUAUCACCAAUUGUUAUGAGUCCUUUGACUUCACUGUUUUUAUCUAGCAAUGCUCCAUUUGAAUGCAAAGGUUUUAGCCUUAUAUGUGCAUCCAUAUGCAUGAUAAUUUCUCUGAUUUUUGCUUGCAUGCUAAAUCCUAAUCCUAAUCCUAAUAGUAAUACUCAUUCAAGUAAUGACUCGGAGGGCAACCUAGAAGACCCGCUUCUGAAUUAAAAUUGAAUGUAUCAUUUGCAGUCUGGCCAAUCAUGUAAUUUACAACUAUUAGCCUCAAUACUUAAUGAUAUUUAAACUGGGGACCACUACAUAUCAGCGUUCCUGUAGUUACCAACUGAGAUGUACUUACAAGACGGAUAAAAUAAUAAUAUACUAAGAAAAAUAGAAAAGUGAAUAUCAUAAGCUAUAUUAAAGAUUAAAUUUGUUAGUUUUUGUAAGGAAAUGUUACUAGUUUGUUUGUUACGUUACCUCAUUCUUAAAUUGUCCAUGAGGUGCUACUAAUUGUUAAGAGCCAAUGUAACCUGAAAGAAUGAAGUUCAAAAUAAUUAAUGUCCAUCAGUGUAAUUUAAUUAACAAUAA
Trifolium pratense (red clover) is the source of this 1780-nucleotide messenger RNA. Its product is annotated as hippocampus abundant transcript-like protein 1. The coding region runs from base 83 to 1420 and encodes 445 amino acids. The transcript has 14 exons. Gene Ontology annotation, biological process: transmembrane transport. The record is from RefSeq and is a predicted model, not a curated record. NCBI's taxonomy places the organism in Eukaryota, Viridiplantae, Streptophyta, Magnoliopsida, Fabales, Fabaceae. Gene Ontology annotation, molecular function: transmembrane transporter activity.